Molecule: messenger RNA, 6644 nt
Organism: Pantherophis guttatus
Lineage: Eukaryota; Metazoa; Chordata; Lepidosauria; Squamata; Colubridae
Gene: TBR1
Product: T-box brain transcription factor 1
Biological process (GO): commitment of neuronal cell to specific neuron type in forebrain; regulation of transcription by RNA polymerase II; positive regulation of DNA-templated transcription
Cellular component (GO): nucleus; chromatin
Molecular function (GO): DNA-binding transcription factor activity, RNA polymerase II-specific; RNA polymerase II cis-regulatory region sequence-specific DNA binding
Source: RefSeq, a predicted model, not a curated record
CUUUGGGUCCCUCGCCGCCGAGGGUCCCGGGAUGAUGAGCUGGGGGCCUUAAGCGAUUCCCGUCCCCCGCCCCCAAGCGACCCCGUGCUACCGUUACGCUACCCCGGGCAGGCUUUGGCCAAAAAGCGGGCCGGGUCUGGAGCCAUGCAGCUGGAGCAUUGUCUGUCGCCUCCGUCGAUGAUGCUCUCCAAGAAAUUUCUCCAUGUGAGCGCUGGCGGCGGCGGUGGCGGCGGCGGCGCUUACCCGCCUGCCGCGGGCGGAUCCGAGCUUGUCUUGCACGAGCACCUCCACCCGCACCCCCAUCACCAUCCGGCUGCCGCCGCCGCCGCCGCCCUCCUUUCGGCGAGCGCUGACAACCUGGAGAGAAGUUCACCUCUGAAAAAACUCGCCAGGGGGGGGAUGACGAAUCAGGCCGAGGCAGACAAUUUCCCUGACUCCAAAGACCCGCCAGGGGACGCCCAGCAGCCGCCGCCGCCGCCGCCGCCGCCGCCUCAGCAGCAGCAGCAGCAGCAGCAGCAACAGCAGCGCGCCAAACUCUCGCCUGUCGUCUUGGACGGCGGCGGCGGCCAGGAGCAGCUCCGUCCAACCUUCGAUGGAGCGGCGGCGGCUGCGGCAGCGGCAGCAGCAGCAGCGGCGGCGGCGGCCGCAGCCGCGGCGGAUCGAUACCUGCUCUCCACGCCAGCUUCCUCCGGCCAGCCCCCGGCCGCUGCCUCGGCUCCCCCGGCCACCGCCGCUACCAUGUUCCCCUACCCGGGUCAGCACAACCACGCGGCCGCCUUCUCGCUCGCCAGCCCCAGCCGCUACAUGGCGCACCACCCGGUCAUCGCCAACGGAGCAUACAACAGCCUGCUCUCCAACUCCGCGGCGCCUCAAGGCUACCCGGCUGCCGGCUACCCUUACCCGCAGCAGUACGGUCAUUCCUACCAAGGCUCGCCCUUCUAUCAGUUCCCCUCUGCCCAGGCUGGCCUCGUCCCCGGCAAGGCGCAAGUCUACCUAUGCAACAGGCCGCUCUGGCUGAAGUUCCACCGGCACCAGACCGAGAUGAUCAUUACCAAGCAAGGCAGGCGAAUGUUCCCUUUCUUAAGUUUUAAUAUUUCGGGUCUGGAUCCCACGGCUCACUACAAUAUUUUUGUGGAUGUCAUCCUGGCCGACCCAAACCACUGGCGGUUCCAAGGCGGCAAAUGGGUACCUUGUGGCAAAGCGGACACCAACGUGCAAGGAAACCGUGUCUACAUGCACCCGGACUCGCCCAACACAGGAGCCCAUUGGAUGCGCCAAGAAAUCUCCUUCGGGAAACUGAAAUUGACCAACAAUAAAGGGGCGUCCAACAACAAUGGGCAGAUGGUGGUCCUGCAGUCCCUCCACAAAUAUCAGCCUCGCCUGCACGUGGUGGAGGUGAACGAAGACGGCACUGAAGACACCAGCCAGCCGGGUCGGGUUCAGACCUUCACUUUCCCUGAGACGCAGUUCAUCGCCGUCACUGCCUAUCAGAACACCGAUAUCACACAGCUGAAGAUCGAUCACAACCCCUUCGCAAAAGGCUUCCGAGACAACUACGACACGAUCUACACGGGCUGCGACAUGGACCGCUUGACCCCGUCGCCCAAUGACUCUCCCCGCUCUCAGAUCGUGCCGGGGGCUCGUUACGCGAUGGCGGCGGCCGCGGCGGGCUCCUUCCUGCAGGACCAGUUCGUCAGCAACUACGCCAAAUCCCGCGGCUUCCACCACCACCACCACCCGGGAGCGGGCGCCGGAGGCGGCGUGGGACCCGGAGGGCCUGUGCCGGAUCGAGGCGUGCCUCACCCUAACGGGCUGCUGUCUCCACAGCAAGCCGAAGAGCCCGCCGCGCCUUCGCCCCAGCGCUGGUUCGUCACGCCCGCCAACAAUAGGCUGGACUUCGCGGCCGCCUCGGCCUACGACCCCGCCGGAGAUUUGGCGGGAAACGCCGCCACGCUAUUAUCUUACGCCGCCGCCGGCGUCAAGGCUCUCCCGUUGCAGGCGGCCGGCUGCACCGCUCGCCCGCUCGGCUACUACCCGGACCCCUCGGGCUGGGGGGCGCGCAGCCCGCCCCAGUAUUGCGCCAAAUCCUUGUCGUGUUGGCCUAACAGCAGCGGUGCCCGCGCUGGAGGAAACCCCUAUUUGCCCGCCGGGGCUGGCGGCGGGGAGGAACCCGACAGCCUGGCGCCCCCUGAGCGCUCCCCUUUGGUGGCGCCGCCGCCGCCGCCCGCUGCCGGGCCGCCCGCCGAGGACUCCAAGCCCCCGAAGGACUUGUCCGACUCCAGCUGGAUCGAGACCCCCUCGUCCAUCAAGUCCAUCGAUUCCACCGACUCUGGGAUUUACGAGCAGGCCAAGCGCCGGCGGCUUUCUCCCGUGGGCACCCCGGCCUCCGAGAGCUCUUCGCCCCUCAAGAGCGAGCCCGCCUUGGCCCCCAGGGACUGCGACAAGACCUGCGCCAAGGACAUCGGCUACUACGGCUUCUACUCGCACAGCUAGAGAGGAGACGCCUCUGGCCACGCCCCCUCCCGCCCGCCAGUCCCGUCCCGUCCGAAGCAGCCGGCGCUUUGCGCUGCGCGCCGGGUCGAGCGCUGGUUCUCCCGGUCAUUUGAAAGCGGCUCUGGCUGGCCACGCACCUACAACCGCGCACGCGCAGUCUCUCUCUCUCUUUCUCUCUCUCUCUCUCCCCCCCCCGCCCCCCCUUUCCUCGCACACGCAGAAAGCCCGCAAACCGUGGGGCCGUCCCAACGUCUCUUCAGUAGGAGGUGGAUGACAACGAAAUGCUGAAAAUCAUGACACUUCAUUCUCCACCUUGUAUGUCUCUUUCCUUAGCGACCCCCCCCCACCCUUCCCCGCACAGAACAAACCGUGUCGUGGUUUUUCCCUUGGCCCAAGCAUUUUUUAUUUUUUUUUAAAAAAAAACCAGAUCUCAAUCUCGGGUGUUUCGAAUAGGUAGAUUAUUCCAAAAUCCUAAGAAAACCCUUUAAUUAUCCCUGUGCCCAUCCCACGUUCGGUGUGGUAAAGGGGGGGGGGGUCCCUUCCUAAACGUUAGCUGGCGGGCGACACGGCCAUUCAAACCUUUUUAAAGCUACCCUAAACUUAACUCGAUAGCGCACGAGAGCGAAUGACCUUCCAUCUAGCGAGCAGCAGCUCAGUCACAUGCACGCAUUUGUUUGAAAUUAGCCCCACGACGUUUAAUAGCUUUUACAGGGAAGGGCUCGCAGCUCUCCUUAGGAUCCUGCACAUUCUUUGAUCAGGAAGGUGGAUAGGAGAUGCUUUUUAUUCUGCCGUAUUAAAACGGUGGGCAAGAUGAAAGGGUAUUGUGCGGGCCUUUAAAGGGUUUCUUAGUAAAUUUGGGGUUCUCCUAGAUCCCUCUCCUCCACAUCUCCGGUUCCCUGUUCAUUUACAUUAGAAAAACAACCGUUCCCCUGCUUGGACUUAAUGGGUCGUAAUUCCGAGUAAACUUGGUUUAAGGUUCAACAGGCAAACUAACCGUUUUUCUGUCCUUGCACCUUAUGCUUAAAACUCGAAGGGAUAUUCCUCCUUUCCCUUUUCCCUUCCUUAUUCCGGGAUAAUCACAGUGGAAAUGUAUAUGUACAGUUCUCAAAUAACGAGUAAGGAGUCCUACAGUAGGAUUUGGCUGCUCUAAGCAAAGCCUAAAAUAUCUAAAAACCCCUUUCCCUUUUUUCUCAUUUAUCUUCACCCACACACUUGCAUAAUAAUAUUAGGACAAAGUCGGGUGUGUGGUUAGGAAGUGUGUCAGUAUUUUUAUAGCAUUGUCCAAAGUGACUUAAACUUGAAUAAACAAAAUUAAACUUAUAAUCAUUUCAACAAAGCUAAGCCUGAUAAAAUUGUCCGAAUGGAUCCAAAUAUCUAACAGUUAACAUCUAAAUAAUCACACCUCUGUAGGACUUAAUUUUACUUAAAUGCAUGCCAGACCUUACUGUGCUUCUCACCGAAAUAAUUUCUGAUUUAAUCAACACUAAAUUUCAAGCGUGGAUUCCGUAGGAUAGGAUUUAUGUUGAUUUUAGAAGGCGAUAUUUGGCUUUCUGGUGUUGGAAUAGAAAUUUAACAAGCUUCGUGUUAGUUGCCUUGCAUUUUAAGUGAAGUUUCCUUUCAAGUAAAAAGCGCCUUUUUGCUUCCGUGUCUUGAUUGGGAAUAUGUGCGAAACUUGACCUUAUCUAAAGUAUUUUGAGGAAGAAAUGCAGUAGUUUUUGUUCACACAUUGCACUAAAGCUAUAAUAGUAUAUGCUUGGUGUAAUGGUGUAUGCUUCUCCUAGACAUCCAGCCAAUUGUGGUUUAUCUGGCCAACCAUGAUUAAAAUAAACACACGUAGAGCAGGUGCUUCAGUUGGGGUGUGAGUGAAUCAAGUUUAAAACGCAGCCUUAAAGAUGUUUACUCGGAUUAGGAUCAAGAGGAAUCCAUAGGAGCGUGCCGAAUUCCCACUAUGGGCUUUAAACUCCAUAUAAUUCUAUAGGCACUUAUUCAGCAGCAUAUUCCAUUAAAUUUAUUCCAUAUAAUAAUAUCUCGAAAACAGCUGGAAAGGAGGUCUUAUGCCGUUUCCUUACUGUUGUUCGACAGUAUCACCGCACCAUCAGCUGUGGUGAUGCGAAGCCCAUCUUCCUACCCUCCUGAUACAUGACAACAGCGAUGGUACGAUGACACUAGAAAUCGCCAGUCAGGAAACGUCCCGAGCUGCUUCUUCCCAGCUGGUUCCACUCGCGUUUCCUUGGAAGGAAGUCUCCUCCGAGUUUGUGCGAUCUUAGCGUCGUUGUCCUUCGCAAAGCGCUGUGUAAUGGCGGAAAUUACUCCUACUUCUCUCAGUAGGAUUUCGCUUCCCACAAGGAGAAUAAUGCUUCAAUUCCCUUUUCUGGAUGCAACAUCUCUUGCCUGAUCAGAACUUAUUCUCAAUAAAAGUAAAGCUUUCGUUUAAUAGCUCGGCGUCUAUAAAUAGAUGAGACCCCGCUGGCUUCAGCAGGACACUAAUGGACUUUUCCCUUAAUUUACUCAUAUUAACAAGUGUAGUCGUAGGAGUACUCGGAAUAAGCAGGUGGUCUCUCCAGGUACCUGUGACUGGGAGCAAACUUUACUGAAAUGGGUAGGGACACCAACUUAAAGAGAUGGGGAGAUAUGAAUUCUAAAUAAAGCACUUUUAAAAGUUCAAAAACAAAAGUUAAGAUGAAACCUGGGCUAAAAACUCUGCCUUGGUUCGCAUAACACACUGCAUUAACCUGUCAUUUGAUUUCAGUGACAAUUUACCUAUAAGGUAUUGCACAUUUCAUUCAAUACACUGAGCUACAAGUAAGUCUGACUUGCUGGCUUGGCAUGUUGUAUGAACCUACCAGCACAGCCCUAGCAGGCUACGUUAGAUUGGCAUCGUACUAAGGAACUAUUCCAACUCUGAUGAAAAAAAAGGCACUUCCUUCCAAGUAAACCUACCUGUGAUUUCACUGCUAGUUGACUUAAACUAAAACUGAUAUACAGUAAUUUAGUUUACAGGGCUAGAGAGUUAGGACUCAAAUUCCAGUAGGAAUCACUCCAGUUGGGAUGGGCUCUUGCAGAGUAACUCAGGUGAAUCUUACGCUGGGUCAUGGAGGCGCUAUUUCAAUUAGAUUGUAGGUUGUGCUCAAUCAGGUGUGCAAGUGGGUGUAUGGGAAGGGGAUUUGCCCACAGGGCCAUUGACUCUUUUAUCAACUAAGCAUCACAGUUUAACACUCUAUUAGAGACAGGUGGCCAGAGAGAGUGGAACAGCUCCUUGAAAGCCCAGUUCAGUUCCAAGAAGCAUUUCACAUUACCCAUCUAAUGAUCAUAUUCUCCUUAUGCCCUUUUCUGUCCCCUCACUGAUUCCUAAGCCCAUCCCUGGUUGGCGUGCAGGUGCUCUUGUUCCAAUAUUUUUCUCUCCUCCCCCUCCCCCACUUCAGUUAUGACGACUGUAAAUCUUUGUAAUGAACAAACUACAACCAAUGCUAAGCUAUUGACCUGUUGGUGCCCGUAGUGUAGUCCAGUGAAAAUGACUUUUGUGAGUUGUAUAUUUUAAAAAAAGAAAAAAAAUGCAUUUAGUUUGAAUUUUUGUUUUGUUUCGUUUUGUUCUAUGCAUAAGGAAGUAUCUCUGAAAGAGUUUUUUUUGGGAAUAGGCAGCACCAGUUUGAAGAAAUUUAAUUUCCCACCUCCCUCUCUGACCUCUUCUUUUUCUUUUUAAUUUUCUCGUUCAGUCAAGAGUUUUACACUCAAUUUAGUCUUUCCCCUUGUUGAUGUAGAGUAGUGAGUCUUCAAAAUUUUGUGUAGGAAAUAUAUAAUUGAUCAACCCAUGUUUAAAUAUUGUGGGUGGGUGGGGGCGAGAAAUGAACUGUGAAAUAGACAGCAGGCAAAAUGAUCAAGGCUAACUUGCAAUCGGCAAAGAAACCUUCCCAAAUAGAAAUUCAGGACUUUCAUCCUGUAUAUAUAUAUAUUUAUGUCCUUCUGUAAUUGAUGGACAUUUUUCUUUCUCCUUUUUUUUUUUUAAAAAAAAGAAACCUCCCUUACACAUUUGUUUUGUUUGUGUAGAUAAAUAAUUGUUUCUUCAAAUUACAAGUAACCGGGAAAAAUGUUUUGUUUUUUCACCCAUUUAUAUUGUCUGUGUACAAAAAGCAUAAUAAAACUUGGAAAAAAUA